This is a messenger RNA of Papaver somniferum (opium poppy), 3115 nucleotides long. Its product is annotated as protein EIN4-like. Gene Ontology annotation, biological process: response to ethylene; phosphorelay signal transduction system. Gene Ontology annotation, molecular function: ethylene receptor activity; ethylene binding; phosphorelay sensor kinase activity. The record is from RefSeq and is a predicted model, not a curated record. Bases 602 to 2908 code for a protein of 768 amino acids. NCBI's taxonomy places the organism in Eukaryota, Viridiplantae, Streptophyta, Magnoliopsida, Ranunculales, Papaveraceae. Gene Ontology annotation, cellular component: endoplasmic reticulum; endoplasmic reticulum membrane. The transcript has 3 exons.
CUCAUUUUUCUCAGUCUCUCCAUAUGGCAUAGUUUUUUCCUUUCUUUUUCACUUUUUUCCUCUGAACGUACAUUCGCAAAUUUGAAAUACCCAAACAAGAAACAAAAAGAAAAAAAUCAUCACACCCUUUCAUCUUUUUCCUCUUCAAGUAUGGCAACAGCAGCAGCAGCAAUAUGAUUUCUAGUAUCAGAGACCCAAUACGCGAAAUAGUAUCAUACUGUUUAAGCGGUAUUAACGGGGUUAGAUGGCCGGAUUUUGAUGAUCUUUUUGUGUUUCCAUUUAUAUAAUUGAUUUCAUGGAGGAAGAGGAGGGAGGGGAAUAUAUUUAGGCUUUAUAAUUAUGGUAGUAAUAAUCUUAGGCUUUAUUGCUGGAAGUUAGAAAGCUGGUUUUUCGCAGACGGUAUUUCCAAACAGUACCCAAAAAAAAAAAAGUUUGGCGAGGAAGAUGAGAUCUGAACCUGGUGGUUUUGUUGCGAAUCUGGCUCUGGGGUUUCAAUAGGUUUAUGAGAGAUUGAGUUUGAUUUCUUUGUUUAUUCAAAUGGAUUGAACAAGGAGGAGAAGGGAGAAACAAGAAGAAGAAGAAUAAGCAUUGUUCAGAUGCAAUGUUAAAAGUAAUUGCUCCUGGUUUAUUGAUUUCGGUUCUACUGUUAGCGGGUUCUGUAUCGGUUUAUGCCCUGGAUAGGUGUAAUUGUGAGGAAGAUGAAGGACUCUGGAGUGUGGAGAACAUUUUACAAUGCCAGAAGGCUAGUGAUUUUUUGAUUGCGAUUGCGUAUUUUUCAAUACCCAUUGAGCUCCUAUACUUCCUGAGUUGCUCAAAUCUGCCCUUCAAAUGGGUACUUUUUCAAUUCAUAGCAUUCAUAGUCCUCUGUGGAUUAACACAUUUGCUCAACGGAUGGACUUAUGCACCACACACAUUCCAGCUGAUGCUAGCCCUUACCAUCUUCAAAUUUUUAACCGCUCUCGUCUCAUGUGCUACUGCAAUUACCCUUAUAACUCUUAUUCCUUUGCUUCUCAAAGUCAAAGUCAGGGAGCUUUUCUUGAAGAAGAAAGCUUGGGAGCUCGAUCGAGAGGUUGAAAUGAUGAAGCAACAGAAAGAGACAAGCUUACAUGUUAGAAUGCUUACCAGGGAGAUUAGGAAAUCCCUUGAUAGGCAUACUAUUUUGUAUUCUACCUUGGUUGAGCUUUCAAAGACUUUGGAUUUGCAGAAUUGUGCCGUUUGGAUGCCUAAUGAAGAUAAGACUGUCAUGAAUUUGACACAUGAAUUGGAGCAGAACCGGGAUUCAGCAAAUGUAUCUCAUUUUGCAAUCCCAACUACUAAUAAGGAUGUUAGGGAAAUCAAAGACAACAAGGGAGUGAAGAUUUUGAGUUCUGAUUCAGCUCUAGGAAUGGGUAGUUGUGGGGGAGAUGGAGAACCAGGUGCAGUGGCUGCAAUUAGAAUGCCAAUGCUGAGAGUUUCUAACUUCAAAGGAGGAACCCCAGAACUAAUCCAGGCUUGUUAUGCUAUACUCGUAUUGGUUCUUCCGAGUACAGAAGUUAGGGUUUGGAGUUGCCAUGAAUUAGAAAUUAUCGAGGUAGUUGCUGAUCAGGUUGCUGUUGCUCUUUCUCAUGCUGCUGUUUUGGAAGAAUCUCAGUUGAUGAGAGUGAAACUUGAGGAACAGAAUCGUGCAUUACAACAGGCAAGAAAAGAUGCACUAAUGGCAAGCCAGGCAAAGAAUUCAUUUCAGAAAGUGAUGAGUAAUGGCAUGAGAAGGCCGAUGCAUACUAUCUCGGGAUUAUUGUCAAUAUUACAGCAAGAAAAUCUAGGUACUGAACAGAAGAUAAUUGUUGAUGCAAUGGCGAAAACCAGCAGUGUUCUUUCAACUUUGAUUAAUGAUGUAAUGGAGAUUUCUGAUCGAGACCGUAAUCGGAUGCCAUUAGAGAUGCGACCAUUUGGGCUGCAUUCUAUGAUUAAAGAAGCAGCUUGCCUUUCGAAAUGCUUGUUUGUUAGCCAGAAUAUUGGUUUCAGACUAGAGGUUGAUAGUUCACUGCCUGAUCGGGUACUUGGCGAUGAAAGACGGAUUGUUCAGGUUAUUCUACAUAUGGUUGGGAAUUUGUUGAACGUGUGUGACAAAGGAAAUACUGUAACUUUUAGGGCUUCAACAGUGAGAGGAAAUGAUUCGUGGAACGAUCAAAGAUGGGCAGUUUGGAGGUCAGGUUCUUCUGAUGGAUAUGCUUAUAUGAAACUUGAAAUUGGGAGAAAUAGUGAUGGUCCUUCAACAUCGACAGAGAACUUGGUCACAUCAGCACAGCUUAACAAUCGGAUUAACAGCAGUGAGGGACAUGAGGGGAGUUUGAGCUACAGUGUGUGCAAAAAACUUGUCCGGAUGAUGCAAGGAAACAUAUAUGCUAUUCCAGAUUGCAAUGGGCAUGUUCAACUUAUGGGCAUUGUCCUCCGGUUUCAACUCCAAAUGUCGAUUGGAGGUAGCAAUUUUGAACCAGGAGGAUCCUCCGAGAGUGCACCGCCCUCAAAUUCUUUAUUCCGUGGUCUCCAAGUGUUAUUGGCGGAUUAUGAUGACACAAACAGAGCUGUUACUCGAAAAUUACUUGAAAAGCUCGGCUGCGACGUGACAUCUGUUUCAUCCGGUUUUGAUUGCUUGAGUUCUUUGGGUCGACCAGGAUCCUCUUUCCAUAUUAUUCUUUUGGAUCUUCACAUGCCCGAGAUGGAUGGUUUUGAAGUUGCAAUGAGAAUAAGAAAGUUCCGCAGUCGUAACUGGCCAUUGAUCAUAGCUCUUACAGCAAGUGGCGACGAAGAAUUAUCAGAAAAAUGUUUGGAAAUGGGAAUGAAUGGAGUAAUUCGUAAACCAGUUCUUUUAUCGGGAAUUGCAGAUGAAAUCCGCCCUGUUCUUCAGCAGGCAAAUAGAAAUUUAUGAAAGGUCAGAUCAAAUAAGAUCGUGUCUUGGAUUCUAAUAUUAUUAUACAAAUAUUGUGCAGUUGAUAUUUUUUCUGACAUUUCUAAGGGGGGAUUUCAAUCGAAUAAAUGAGCGGUUUUGAGAACCCCCUUUGGGAUCCAGGCCUAGAAAACUUACCUUACACCAAUUUACAAUGAAAAAAAUGGUAUACCAACAAAUUUGACUUUA